Messenger RNA from Spinacia oleracea (spinach), 435 nucleotides. RefSeq lists its product as uncharacterized. The record is from RefSeq and is a predicted model, not a curated record. The transcript has a single exon. NCBI's taxonomy places the organism in Eukaryota, Viridiplantae, Streptophyta, Magnoliopsida, Caryophyllales, Amaranthaceae. The coding region runs from base 1 to 435 and encodes 144 amino acids.
AUGCAAGACCAUUUAUUUUUGCACUGUCCCGUUGUUAGAGAAUAUUGGAAUGCAAACGCCUCAGUUCGAUGGCUUGGUACUCAUCUUCGAUCUUCUUCUGUUCUCUCUCUCUUCCGUGAACUCCGUAAUAAUGUAACCUUACCGGCUAAAAAGAUCAUAACUUCCAUUUGGAGUAUUUGGAAAACACGUAAUGCUCACAUUUUUAGACAAUCUCCCGUCUCAUCGAUGGGAAUAUACAGUAGAGCUUUCAGGAUCCUUACGGAAUGGAAUAUGCGUACACGUCUCGAUUCAUUGGAUGUGAACAUUAAUAAUAAUUCUCUUUCAAAGCCUCCACGUACCAUGCAAGUUGCUUGGACACCUCCGACCCCUGGUAUUGUGAAAAUUAAUUUUGAUGGGUCAGUUCGUAACAACUCUGGAUCGGAACAGCUGGUGUAG